AACCUAAUCAUGGAUUAUUUAGGUGAAAUAGUAGCGCUCGGAAUUGAUAGUAUAAUUUUCGGUGUUUGUUUAAAACAAUACUUUCACUGCAAAAAUGCAAUUACAGCAGUCAAGGGUGCAGAGUUUCAUGAAGUUGGGCAACAAUUGGGAGAACUCCUUGAUAAAAGUUCUGAUAAUAAAAUAGAUUACAUAGCAAUUAGGGGUAUUGUAAAACCCUUAGGAAAACCAUUGAAUAGCAUUAAUAAUAAAAAAUUAACUGGUGUUGUACAAAAGCUUAAAAUCAAAGAACAUGUUAUAGCUAGAACUACUGCUGGCUUCUGGUCAGAUCAGGAACGUACUGUUCAUAAAGUAUAUAACACUGUACCAUUUUCUUUGCAACAUGGAAGUUACUCCGUAGAAGUAUUAGAACCAUUAUCAGCAGAUAUUUUAGAUCUGGAUGUAGUAUCUAAUACCUUUGAACCAACUGUACCAUCCUUUGCAGACCAUUUAUGGGGGUUUUUCACAGGUGUGCGCCAACGUGGUUUACAAUCUACUGAAGAAUUACUUCGUGAAGGAGCAGUUAUGACAGGUAUAGGUGAAUUAGCAAGAACAAAAUCCAAAACACUUACAUUACAACCCCCUUUAAAUGGUACACCAUUUUAUUUAACAAGCAUGUCAAUUAGUUCUUUGCUUCGGAAAUUAGACGAACGUAAACGGACAUAUAGAUUAUUAUGUUUAAUGUUCGGUGCUAUUGGAAUGUUAAUUGGUGGAAUAGUUUUUCGACGUUAUUGGAAGGAUAGAACAGAACAAAGAUUAGCAGAAGAUUUAAGACAAUCUUUAGCUGCUUCACGAAAAGAAAGACGACAAAGAGUAAGAGAUACUGAUCUUAGAGAAGAUCAAUUGUGCGUUGUCUGUCGCAUAAAUCCCCGCGAGAUUAUUCUUCUUCCAUGUGGACAUGUUUGUUUAUGUGAAGACUGCUCUGAUGACAUUACUAGUGAUUGUCCACUUUGUAGGGCACCAAUUUCACAAAAAGCAGCAGCAUAUAUUAUCUAACAUCAGCAUAGAUAUAAAUUUCUCAAAAUACUUUUUAUUAUUUGAUGAAAAUUAAUGUAUCUAAGAGUGAAAAGGUAAAUAAAUAUAAAGUGACUAAAAA
Bombus pyrosoma is the source of this 1132-nucleotide messenger RNA. It is a transcript of the gene Mul1, whose product is annotated as mitochondrial E3 ubiquitin protein ligase 1. Bases 10 to 1032 code for a protein of 340 amino acids. The record is from RefSeq and is a predicted model, not a curated record. NCBI's taxonomy places the organism in Eukaryota, Metazoa, Arthropoda, Insecta, Hymenoptera, Apidae. Gene Ontology annotation, molecular function: ubiquitin-protein transferase activity. The transcript has 5 exons. Gene Ontology annotation, biological process: organelle organization; protein ubiquitination.